CCUCCUCCUCCUCCUCCUCCUCCUCAGUGACGGCUGCACAGCUGGCAAUUUACAGACAAUACCGCUGUAAGGAGUAAUUGGCUGCUAGAUGGACCACUGCCCUGUAAAUUGGACCAGUGUUUGACGGAGGAGAUGAAUUAGCACCAGUACUGGGAUAUUUAUUCAUCUUUUGCCUUUUGGAGGGUUUCAGCUUGUGAACUUCUGGGAUCACCAAAACAACUGAAGACCCAGCCCCUCUGCACUGGAACCGUUAUAACCUCCGCAUACUGGAAACACAAGCCGAAAUAAUGGAGAAGUCAAGACGCAGGCAACGGUUAGCAUUCAGCCUUCUGUUUGGGUUGUGGUUACCUUGCUGUUUGGCCCAGACGACGCCAUCAAACGCAGCCACUCGGACACCUACGCGGACGCCCUCGCCAUCGCCCACACCGUCCCCGUCCCCCCAGUCCCAGACCGCACGGCUAAAGGUCAGACUGUCCGGAUACCCCCGAAAACACAACGAGGGUCGGGUGGAGCUUUUCUACAAGGGGGAGUGGGGAACCAUCUGUGACGACGACUUCUCAAUACAUAACGCCAACGUGCUCUGUCGCCAACUGGGCUUUGUCUCGGCCACGGGAUGGACCCACAGCGCCAAAUACGGCAAGGGCCAAGGGAAGAUCUGGCUGGACAACGUGCAGUGCAGCGGAGGAGAGAAGAGCAUUGAGUUCUGCAAGUCGCGUGGCUGGGGCAACAGCGACUGCUCUCACGACGAGGAUGCCGGAGUCGUGUGCAAAGACGAGAGGAUCCCCGGCUUCGUGGAUUCUAAUGUUAUUGACGCUCAAGUCGAUGAGAACAAGAUAGAGGAGGUGCGUCUCCGGCCCGUGGUGGCCAUGUCCAGAAAGAAGCCGCCCAUCACGGAGGGCGUGGUGGAGGUGAAGUACAGAGACGGCUGGGCGCAGAUCUGCGACCUGGGAUGGACGAUCAAAAACACACACGUGGUCUGCGGCAUGCUGGGAUUCCCUCAUGAGAGGAAAGUCAACAAGAACUUCUACAAGUUGUAUUUGGAGCGUCAGAAGAACCUCUUCCACAUUCACUCGGUGGCGUGUUCGGGCACGGAGGUUCACCUGGCAGCCUGUCCGCUGGAGUUCAGCAAGACCAACGCCACGUCCACCUGCGAGGGCGGCAUGGCGGCCGUCGUCAGCUGCAUGCCGGGGCCGCUGUUCAUUCAGAACGCCGGCAUGAAAAAGAAACUUAAAACUUCGAGCAACGUGAGGCUGAAGGGAGGAGCCAGGGUGGGCGAGGGUCGGGUGGAGGUGCUGAAGGACAACGAGUGGGGAACCGUGUGUGACGAUCGCUGGAACCUGCAGUCGGCCGGCGUCGUCUGCAGGGAGCUCGGCUUCGGCAGCGCCAAGGAGGCGCUCACUGGAGGCCGCAUGGGACAAGGAAUGGGUCCGAUCUACAUGAACGAGGUGAAGUGCAUCGGCCACGAGAAGUCCAUCUGGAACUGCCCCUUUAAAAACAUCACAUCAGAGGACUGUCAGCACGUGGAGGAUGCUGCCGUCCGCUGCAACGUGCCCCACAUGGGACUCGAGGACUCGAUCCGACUAACGGGAGGGCGGACCCGUUACGAGGGCCGCGUGGAGGUGCUGGGCUCGGACUCUAACGGGACGCAGAGAUGGGGUCUGAUCUGUGGAGAGACCUGGAGCACCAAGGAGGCCAUAGUGGUCUGCAGGCAGCUGGGCCUGGGUUACGCUAACCAGGGCGUGCAAAUCCGGAUAGUGGGAGGCCGGACCACAUAUGAGGGCCGGGUGGAGGUUCAGGUUGGCUCCAAGUGGGGCACAGUGUGCAGCACAGGCUGGACCACAAAGGAAGCCAUGGUGGUUUGCAGGCAGCUAGGGCUCGGCUACUCCAUGCAUGCCGUGACUGAGACGUGGUACUGGGACAGCAGCAACGUGACGGAGAUGAUCAUGAGCGGCGUGAAGUGCACGGGGAACGAGAUGUCUCUGAGUCAGUGCCAGCAGCACAAAACCGUCAGCUGCCAGAAAGCGGCAGCAAAGUUUGCAGCGGGAGUCAUCUGCUCUGACACGACCUCUGACCUCGUCCUGAACGCCCCUCUGGUCCAGCAGACGGUGUACAUCGAGGACCGCCCCCUGCACAUGCUCUACUGCUCUGCCGAGGAGGAAUGCCUGUCCAAGUCUGCAGCCAAGGCCAACUGGCCCUACGGCCACCGACGCCUGCUGCGCUUCUCCUCCCAGAUCCACAACAUCGGGCGGGCUGACUUCAAGCCCAAGGCCGGGCGCCACUCGUGGGUCUGGCACGCCUGCCACGGCCACUACCACAGCAUGGAUAUUUUCACCCACUACGAUCUGCUGAACGCCAACGGGACCCGAGUGGCCGAGGGCCACAAAGCCAGCUUCUGUCUGGAGGACACAGACUGUGAGGAGGGUGUUUCUAAGCGCUACGAGUGCGCCAACUUCGGCGAUCAGGGCAUCACUGUGGGCUGCUGGGAUUUGUACCGACACGACAUCGACUGCCAGUGGAUCGACAUCACAGACGUCAAACCUGGAAACUACAUCCUGCAGAUUGUUAUCAAUCCAAAUCAGGAAGUGUCUGAAAGCGACUUCACCAACAACGCCAUGAAGUGUAACUGCAAAUAUGACGGACAUCGGAUCUGGCUCCAUAACUGCCACAUUGGUGAUGCGUUCAGCGAGGAGGCAGAGAGGAGGUUUGAGAAAUACCCCGGGCAGCUCAACAACCACAUCCCUUAAUCCAGGUUUUAAUAGAAUCACACUUCACCAGCUCAACAAGCGACACACAAACCUUUUUCUCUUCAGGUACCAAAAUGCAUUCGCCCACAUAUUAUCUGGAGUCAUGGAAGAAGCCAACAGUAUUUCCCUGAAUGCUUUUUAUAUACUUGAAUAUUCAAGUGCUAAUGUUUGUCUUUUCUCAGUCGAAUGUGAGCUAAUGCUCUAUUUUUAUUACAAUGAAUGUUCUGAAUGAUCCGAGUUAUGAAUGAGGUGUUUAUUAUGUUCUUUAAGCGAGCAGCGUUAGCACAUUUUAAACUGAGGCAGUAGCUGGAACAGAUGCAGCUCUGUGGGAGUCUUACUGGUCUUCAUGGGUAUCAGACCGUCCCAUUGCCUCAGAUCACAACAGUUCAUAUUAGCUGCACCAUUCGCUCUGGGUUGAAGGUUUUCACAUCAGUUGCUGGUCAGUUUUCUGCCAUCUUGCUCACAGAAAUGGUUUUGGAGUUACUAUAUUUUGUGAAUGUAUUUAUUGCUAAAAUCGAGGUGCUCGUCAAUUUUCUUUGGGACCAGUUUGAAGCCGUCUGUAGCUUUAGUCUGUGUAUUUCUAUUAAUAGUCAUUUAGGGUCAGAACUUAGAUGUUAUCGGGCAAAACAAACUACAAAUAUCCUCAAGAAUGUCUGUGUGUGCGCGCUGAUGUAAUCUCACCGCUGCACCCAAUAAAGAGGAGGAACGAUAAUGAUGAUGCAUCCGAGAGGCUUAUUUUAAUAGAAACUGUGUGAAGUCACAUCCUUGCAGGUUUAGGGAUGUGGCUCUCAACAUUUUGGCCUUGUGACCCCUCGUGACCUCUUGUGACCCCUCGUGACCUCUUGUGACCCCUUGUGACCUCUCGUGACACCUCGUGACCAGUUCAAACCAUCAGGUUUUCACAGACGAGGAGAUGGUGGUUGGUUGGUGUUUGUGUUUUGGUGCAUAAAAUAAUAAACACAGUAAGAGGAAAUAUAAAUAUCAGUAAGUACUGCAACCGUCCAGAAACAUAAAUAUAGAAUAGAUAAAUGGACAGUAAAAACAUGUAAAUAUGUACAAUAUAUCUGAUUACGUCUUUGUUUCAUUUGAAUCAUCCAGAACCUGAAAGAAAGAAAAACAGAAUAAAGCAAAGUGUGAAAUACAUAAUUUGGGGUUCCAAAAAUAUCUUCUUUUUUUUUACCAUGACAACAAUCUCUCUAAUCCUAAAUUACACUUUUUAUUUCUAUUUUUAGGAUUAAGCGAACUAGAACAAUGCAUUUUUCUUGCUGUUCCAAUAAGACCAAUAUUGACCUUGUUACAGUUGACAUUUGAUCGAUGAGCAGUUUGGGGAAAUGUUUCUGGUGUUUUUGGAGUCGUAAAAAGAUUUGCUGUUUAAAUCCGUCUGAGGAUGAAUUGACCCCGUUGGGCUGAAUAGAUACUCACUGGAUUUUAUUUUUUAACUUCUCUUUCAGAAACAAUGGUUGAGAGAUGCACCUCUAAAUGAGUGAGAGCAUCUUUACACUGAAUGGAAGCUGGAUGUAGUGACCGGCUGCUAAUCUGAGCGUUCAUCUCAAUCUACUCUGUCGUGCUACUUGUAAUCCCAGCCUUCACUGCCACGGUUGAACAAUCCCGUUAACCUGAGUUACCGAUCACAUUAACUGCGUGCGCUGCAUUAUGGCAGCUCGGGUCACAUCCUGUGAUGUUGACCACUACAGUCAGUCCACAGAGGGAGUCCUCACAGCGAUGAAUGCUCAGAAUAAAACCACUGGAACACACACACAAACCCUGAUUAUCUUUCAGACAAUUACUUUCCAUUAAUAUGUACAUUAUUCUACUAAGCAAUUCAUUUCUUAUUUUAUCCAAAGUAACAUUUUCAAACAUCUACGGAAAAAUAGUCAGUUUAAAAUGGAGAAAAAGCAGAAAAUCCUCACAUUGAGGAAACUGAAACCAGAGAAAGAUUGUAAUUUAUGUCUAAAAAUGACUUCAAAAUGAUUCAAUAAUUAUAAAACAAUAGAUAAAUUGUCUGUCAAUGAACAUAUUUGAGCUCAACUCCACACACUCGAUUAUAACUGAUUAUGUUUUUAAAGAGGAGAAACAGAUGAAGAAUUUAAAAUUGUCUUUAAUGACAAGAUUAUUGUACGUUGUUUGUUUGUAAAAUGAGUGUAGGUGUAUAUUUUCUUUACUCUUAUUUACUCUGUUAAUGUGGCACGAUCACUGCAGGUGUGUAUCUUCAGAGUAUCACCUGAGUUCAGAGGCCAUGUUUAUUUCUGCUCCUCACACUAAAGCCGCGGCAGGUUUCCUGACUUUCUUCAUGCCAUCAACCUGCACGCCCGGCCUGACGGAAGAGGAUUAACGGGGUUCAGCAGCACGUUGUCACACAUGAGAAGCUUAAUGCCUGAAACACCGUAAACACUGAGGGGAGCUGCUCACAGCGACCCCUAGAGGGCUGCAGCUGCAUGUGCAGGACCAAAGUGAUGGUGUAAACACACUCAUUAGACUCCAGAGCAACACCACGUCUAUUUAAAUGCGUUACUGGUAUUGUGACCUCUUUAAUAAAGGGAAUGACCUCACAUGAACUCAUAUAAAUUCAACCCCAGAGUGAUUUUUAAAUUGUGUCAUUUGAAGGAUGGUUAUCGGUCGUAAGAGGGGAACUUUACCGUAGAAUGUUACCGUAGUCUUUAGGAAAUACUGAUGACACAAUAUCCUGACAUUUUAUAGAAUUAGAGAUUAAUCGCAUAUUAAUGUAAACCUACUCACUACAGUAGGAUGAUGAAGAUCAUAAAGGAUUUGCUGUAUUUAUUCUCAGCAAUCAUCAUUGAAUGCAGUGUUUCUGGUUAUUCCUGUCACACAACAUUGUUUAAUAGCUUGCUGGUAGCUAAUUAGGUCUCUCUCUCUC
Messenger RNA from Anarrhichthys ocellatus (wolf-eel), 5619 nucleotides. It is a transcript of the gene loxl3b, whose product is annotated as lysyl oxidase-like 3b. Lineage: Eukaryota; Metazoa; Chordata; Actinopteri; Perciformes; Anarhichadidae. Gene Ontology annotation, molecular function: protein-lysine 6-oxidase activity; copper ion binding. Bases 288 to 2744 code for a protein of 818 amino acids. Gene Ontology annotation, cellular component: membrane. The transcript has 15 exons. Gene Ontology annotation, biological process: collagen fibril organization; peptidyl-lysine oxidation. The record is from RefSeq and is a predicted model, not a curated record.